Xenopus laevis (African clawed frog) is the source of this 4914-nucleotide messenger RNA. RefSeq names its product slit guidance ligand 1 S homeolog (gene slit1.S). Lineage: Eukaryota; Metazoa; Chordata; Amphibia; Anura; Pipidae. Gene Ontology annotation, molecular function: Roundabout binding; heparin binding; calcium ion binding. The record is from RefSeq and is marked provisional. Gene Ontology annotation, biological process: nervous system development; negative chemotaxis; axon guidance. Gene Ontology annotation, cellular component: extracellular region.
AGCAGCAGCAGCAGCGUCACAACUCCAGGCGCACGCACUUAGUGCCAAGAAGAAGCGCAGAAGGUAACAGCGCUCCCAACAGCAGCAGCAGCAGCCUCAGCGCAGGGGGAAAGGGAUUUCUCAUCCUUUUUUUUAUUUCAUUCCUGGUCAUUGUGUCAUUGAGACUACUGCACAACGGUACUGGUAUUGGGGAAAUCUAUUGGGAUCCUGCCCAGGACUCUGGAUGAUUUAAAGGGGCUUCUCGCACUCUUAGCAGCUUGAAAACGCGACUUCCAGCAUGGAUGCCAAGGGCUCCCCUACCUUCCCAUUGUGGCUCCGAGCUGGAGUCUGGAUACUGGCAUGGAGCUGGAUCUGCCAAGCUGGUGCCAAUGGCUGCCCGGCGUUAUGUACCUGCAGUGGCACCACAGUGGAUUGUCAUGGUUUAGCGCUAAAAGGGGUGCCCAAGAAUAUCCCCAGGAGCACGGAGAGGCUGGAGCUGUAUGGGAACAACAUUACACGGAUCAGUAAGAAUGACUUCUCUGGGCUCAAGCAACUGAGAGUUUUGCAACUAAUGGAAAAUCAGAUCAGCAAUGUUGAACGUGGAGCUUUUGACGACAUGAAGGAACUCGAGAGGCUGCGCCUGAACCGUAACCAGCUGCACACAUUGCCUGAGCUUCUCUUCCAGAAUAACCAGGCUCUCUCCAGACUAGAUCUGAGUGAGAAUCUAAUCCAAGCCAUUCCAAGGAAAACAUUUCGAGGAGCUACUGAACUCAAAAACCUCCAAAUGGAUAAGAACCAGAUCAGCUGCAUUGAAGAUGGAGCUUUCCGGGCCCUAAGAGGACUAGAGGUUUUAACUCUGAAUAACAACAAUAUAACCACAAUUCCUGUUUCCAGUUUCAACCAUAUGCCCAAGCUGAGGACAUUCCGUCUGCAUUCUAAUAACUUGUUUUGUGACUGCCAUUUGGCCUGGAUCUCCCAGUGGCUACGCCAGCGGCCAACCAUUGGACUUUUUACACAAUGCACUGGGCCGCCUCCGCUUCGAGGCCUCAACGUGGCAGAGAUCCAGAAGCACGAGUUCAGCUGCUCAGGUCAAUCUGAUCCAUCCACUUCCCAGAUCUGCAGCCUCUCCAUUGGGUCCUGUCCAGCAAUGUGCACCUGCAGUAAUGGCAUUAUAGACUGUCGGGGGAAAGGCCUCACAGCAAUACCUGCAAAUCUCCCCGAAACCAUGAUGGAAAUACGCUUGGAGCUCAAUGGUAUCAAAUCUGUUCCACCUGGUGCCUUUUCACCCUACAAAAAGCUGCGCAGAAUAGACCUGAGCAACAACCAAAUUUCGGAGAUCGCCCCCGACGCUUUCCAGGGUCUUCGCUCGCUCAAUUCCCUGGUUUUAUAUGGCAACAAAAUUACAGACCUCCCCAAAGGUGUGUUUAGUGGUCUUCAUGCCUUGCAGCUGCUACUUCUCAACGCCAACAAAAUAAACUGCAUCCGAGCCGACACUUUCCAGGACUUACAAAACCUGUCGCUCCUGUCGCUUUACGACAACAAGAUUCAGAGUUUGGCCAAAGGCACCUUUGCUGCUCUCCGUGCCAUCCAGACUCUACACUUGGCGCAGAAUCCUUUUAUCUGUGACUGCAAUUUGAAGUGGCUGUCAGAUUUUUUGAGAACAAACCCCAUCGAGACGAGUGGAGCUCGUUGUGCCAGUCCCCGGCGACUCGCCAACAAGCGCAUUGGGCAGAUAAAAAGCAAGAAGUUCAGAUGUUCAGCAAAAGAACAAUAUUUUAUUCCAGGGACAGAGGAUUAUCAGCUGAAUAGUGAAUGUAACAGUGAUGUUGUGUGUCCCCCCAAGUGCCGGUGUGAAUCCAAUGUGGUGGACUGCUCGAACCUGAAGCUUACCAAAAUCCCAGAGCGUAUUCCUCAGUCCACAGCAGAGCUGCGCUUGAAUAACAAUGAAAUUGCUGCCCUUGAGGCCACUGGUCUUUUCAGAAAACUCCCACACCUCAAGAAAAUAAACCUGAGCAACAACAAAAUUUCAGAAAUAGAAGAUGCGGCGUUCGAAGGGGCAGCAUCUGUCAGCGAAUUACAUCUGACUGCCAAUCAUUUGGAGUCUGUCCGUAGCGGAAUGUUCCGGGGCCUGGAAGGGCUGAGGACGCUAAUGCUUCGGAAUAACCGGGUCAGCUGUGUCCAUAACGACAGCUUCACCGGGCUGAGGAAUGUCCGUCUGCUCUCUUUAUAUGAUAACCAGAUAAGCACCAUCACUCCAGGAGCAUUCGACACUUUGCAAUCACUUUCUACUUUGAACUUGCUGGCUAACCCAUUUAACUGCAACUGCCAACUUGCUUGGCUUGGGGAUUGGCUGAGGAAGAGGAAGAUAGUAACUGGAAAUCCUCGCUGUCAAAACCCAGAUUUCCUGAGACAGAUCCCUCUGCAAGAUGUGGCCUUCCCGGAUUUCAGAUGCGAAGAAGGUCAGGAAGAAUUGAGCUGUGCACCCCAACCACAGUGCCCCCAAGAAUGCACCUGCUUGGACACUGUUGUACGCUGCAGCAACAAGCACCUCUUAUCCCUGCCCAAGGGAAUCCCAAAGAAUGUCACAGAGCUUUACCUGGACGGAAAUCGGUUUACUAUGGUACCCAGACAGCUCUCCAGUUUCAAAUAUCUACAACUGGUGGAUCUAAGCAACAACAAAAUCAGCUCCCUGAGUAACUCCUCCUUUACCAACAUGAGCCAACUCACCACACUGAUUCUAAGCUAUAAUUCCUUGCGGUGCAUACCUCCUUUGGCUUUUGAGGGUCUUCGGUCCUUAAGAUUGCUGUCUGUCCAUGGGAAUGAUAUCUCCAGUCUUCCAGAAGGGAUCUUUUCUGAUGUCACCUCUCUUUCCCAUCUAGCUAUUGGUGCCAACCCUCUGUAUUGUGAUUGUAAUUUACGAUGGCUGUCAAACUGGGUGAAAACCGGUUACAAGGAGCCCGGCAUCGCUCGCUGUACAGGACCUCUGGAAAUGGAUGGAAAACUGCUUCUCACAACUCCUGCUAAAAAGUUUGAAUGCAAUGGGCCUCCAGGCUUGAAUAUUCUGGCCAAAUGCAACCCCUGUCUAUCAGAUCCUUGUCAAAACCAAGGUACCUGUCAAGAUGACGCUGUGGAGUACUACAAGUGCAUUUGUCCUAUUGGUUUUAAGGGCAAAAACUGUGAAAUCUCCCUGAACGCGUGUUCCAGUAACCCCUGCGAGAAUCGGGGCCUGUGUCUUUCCAAAGAAGAAGGAAGUGGAUUUAUUUGCACGUGUGCGGAUGGAUUUGAGGGCCCAACAUGCUCUGUAAAUAAAGAUGACUGCAAAUACAGUGACUGUGAAAAUGGUGGCACAUGUUUGGAUGGAAUAAAUAACUACACCUGCUUGUGCCCAUCACAAUACACAGGUUAUUAUUGCGAGCACCUUGUGGAUAUUUGCUCAUCAGAAUUGAAUCCUUGCCAUCAUGACUUCAAAUGCGUUGUGACACCCGAGGGCCCAAAGUGUGAGUGUGCCCCGGGCUAUGGAGGAGACGACUGCAGACUAAAUUAUGAUGACUGCAAAGACCACCGUUGCCAGAAUAAUGCCCUGUGUGUGGAUGAGGUCAAUGGUUAUUCCUGCCUCUGCACUGAGGGUUACAGCGGGCAGCUUUGUGAGAUGCCAUCCCAGGCUCCCUCUCCUUGUAAAUUAACGACGUGCCAGAAUGGGGCCAACUGUAUUGAGGUGGGGAACAGUGCCAUGUGUCAGUGUCUCCCAGGCUUUGGAGGAUCAAAAUGUGAGAAACUGCUGAGCGUAAACUUUGUGGAUAGAGACACUUAUUUGCAAUUUACCGACCUGCAGAAUUGGCCCCGGGCAAACAUCACACUUCAGGUGUCAACAGCGGAAGACAAUGGAAUUCUAUUGUACAACGGAGACCAUGACCAUAUGGCCGUAGAGUUGUACCAAGGCCACGUCAGGGUUAGUUAUGACCCCGGAAGCUUUCCCAGCUCUGCCAUUUACAGUGCAGAGACCAUCAACGACGGGCAGUUUCAUACCGUGGAGUUGGUUACCUUUGACCAGAUGGUUAAUCUGUCCAUUGACGGAGGGGCGCCCAUGACAAUGGAUAAGUUUGGGAAGCAUUAUACCCUCAACGGUGACGCACCUCUAUACGUGGGAGGUAUGCCAGUCGAUGUCAACUCUGCAGCUUUUAGACUUUGGCAAAUCCUCAAUGGAACCAGUUUUCACGGCUGCAUACGGAACCUGUAUAUCAAUAAUGAGCUGCAAGAUUUUACCAAAACUCAGAUGAAGCCUGGAGUUGUGCCAGGCUGUGAACCGUGCCGGAAACUCUUUUGUCUUCAUGGAAUAUGCCAGCCUAAUGCAGCAAAUGGACCCGUGUGCCACUGUGAGACCGGAUGGGCUGGGCCACAAUGUGACCAACCACUAAAUGAUCCAUGUCAAGGCCACAAGUGUGUCCACGGAGCUUGCAUGCCACUUGAUGCUCUAACGUACAGCUGCCUGUGCCAGGAUGGGUACAAAGGUGCCCUGUGCAACCAACAAGGAGAUCUCUACAAUCCGUGUAAAACUUUGCAAUGCCAGCACGGGCGCUGUCAGAUCUCAGACCUGGGCGAAGCCUAUUGCGAGUGUGACAGCGGCUACGUGGGAGACAAUUGUGAUCAAGAAUCGGAAUGCCGAGGGGAGCCGGUGCGGGAUUACUACCAAGUACAGCGAGGCUACGCCAUUUGCCAAACCACACGCACUGUGUCCUGGGUUGAAUGCCGCGGUUCGUGCCACAAUCAGAGCUGCUGCACCGGAUUACGCAUGAAACGCCGGAAGUACACGUUCGAGUGCAGCGACGGCUCCUCCUUUGUGGAAGACGUGGAGAAACCCAUCAAGUGCGGGUGCACCCAGUGCGUGUGAGACAAGUUGAAUUGGAUUGUAUACAAGAUCACACCGGACAAAAUAAA